Molecule: messenger RNA, 14984 nt
Organism: Blepharisma stoltei
Lineage: Eukaryota; Ciliophora; Heterotrichea; Heterotrichida; Blepharismidae
Source: the annotation of a GenBank genome assembly
AUGAAAGUUCUCCUAUUUCAUGUUGCCUUGGUUUAUCUCAAUUUCUUGCUCUGCUGUUCACUUGAUCCCUCAACUAUCAUAUUAGCAGUCAAUGCAGGAGGCUCAGCUUAUACUUCUUCAUUUGGUUUUUCAUACACUGAUGAUAAUUAUUAUACCUCAGGAAGCAGCACUUAUACAAACUCAGGUGCUUCAAUAGCCAGUACAGUGAAUGAUUUUGUUUAUGAUUCCGAAAGAUUCAACUCAGCGACCUGAGGCUAUGAUCUCCCAGUCAGUGCAGACGGGACAUAUGUGCUGAUCCUUCAAUUUGCUGAAAUUUAUUACACAAAUACAAAUAAGAGAGUCUUUACUGUAAAAAUUGGAAGCUAUGCUGUUGCUACUAAUUUAGACCUUGUAGCAUCUGCAGGAGCAUUAACUGCUUAUGAUAUUUUUACAACUUUUACCUUGUCAAGUGAAACCGUUUCGAUUGGUGGAAAUGCAAUAACUGGAGCUUAUUCAAGUGGGAAAUUGGUCAUUAGGUUUUAUAAAAACAUAGAAAAUCCUAAAAUUUCAGGAGUCAUUUUGGUGAGUGGAGAUUGCAGUGUGGCUGAUUACUGUAAUAUGUGUUAUCAAGUAAGAUGUAUGGUUUGCAAUGUGGCUGCUCUUACAUGCACGACUUGUAUUGCUAAUGCUAGCCCUGUUAGUGGAGUAUGCCAAUGCAAUGCAGGAACUUAUUGGGUGACGCCGUCAAGAACCUGCGUUUUUUGUGAUAAUUUAUGUAUAUCAUGUAGCUCGGAUAAUUUUAUUUGUGCAACUUGUUCGGGAACAAAUGUGUUAGUUUCUAGCGUAUGCUUAAGAGCUUGCCCAUAUGGAUUUGGCACAUCUUGUGCUUCAGUUUCAACAGCGGUUAUAGAUCAAAACUUUGUUGAUUAUUUUUACGGAGCUUAUGGUUUAUUUAGAACAGGGACAAGCUCAAGUAGUUAUUAUUUUUUUAAUUCUCCUGAAGCAGUUGAUCCUAUCCCAGCUAAAAAUCGAGGGCUUUAUUUUUCUGGAGGUUCAUACCUGCAAACAACUUCAACUGUUUAUAUUUCACUUAAUUUUUCAAUUGGGAUGUGGGUUUGAAUAUUAUCAGGAUCAGGAGAUAUCUUGACAAAUAGCUCAGGAUAUAAAAUAGCCAUUUCUGCUCUUGGCAUUAUGACUAUUGUACUAGAGAGCAAGACAGAAUCUACAACUACAAUAACAACUGUAGCGCUUAAUCCUUCAAAUUCAGCUUGAGUUUAUAUGUCAUUCAUUAUUUCAUUUUCAUCAUCUACUACUUCAACUACUAUUGUUCCCUAUUUAAAUAAUUCUCCUCAAACAUCUGCAACAUCUAGUGGAUAUAUAUAUAGGGAUGCUGUAAAUAAUGUAUUAAUUCUUGGAAAAAGCUCUUCAAGCAAUUAUUUACUCCCGUGAGUGAACCAUUUUUUAUAAUAUUUGAUAUACGAUUAGUUUUAUUUAAUUUACUCUAAUGCAAUUAACUUUUAGGUAGCUCAAUUAUUAAACAUAGACUUUAUAUUGGUGAUAUUUUUUUAAUGAUGACUCGAGCCUAAAAAUAAAUUAAAUAAUUAAAUUUAAGCUCCUGAACUAGGAAGAGGGCUAGGAUAUAUUUAUCAAUUUACUCUAUGAAAUGUUGCAACCUCAAAUUUCAAUACUCAAUAUUCAAACCAAAUAUAGUGCAUUAGCCACAAUAAAUCGCUAUGUGCUUUCUAUAAUUUGUUAAGAACUGACACCGUCCAGUAAUUUUUUCCCAUCUUGUCUAUGCCUUAAAACAAAUCAAAAUUAUCAUUUCAGUUCUGACUUUUUCAAAAUUGGAAAGACAGAUUGCAUUUUAAAAGAUAAAAGCAAUAACUAAUUUGCAUUUAUAGUAAUGGAAGUGAUAUAUGUGGCUCAGGAGCAAUAGCUAGUUGUCUUUGGACAUGCCCCCUAUCUCAGUGGAUGAAUGGGUCAACACCCACAAAUUGCAACUCUUGCACAAACGGUUGUGUAAGAAAUGUAUCCUGUAAUGUUUGCUAUGACCCUCUUUGCAGCGGCUACAUGCUAUUUGAUCGGAGCAUUUUCCUUAUGUGACACUUCUAAUAAGAUAUUUGCUCAAAACUUUUCCUCGUGAGAUAUUUGAUCGAAAUUUUAAUUUUUUCGAGCAAAUUUUUUCACGAAUUUUGACCAAAAAUAUCGAGAAAAAUUUACUAGAAAAAAUUCAAAUUAAUAUCUUGUAACGUUAUGCAGCGUAUGCACAGGAUUCUUAACAGGUCUCUGCACACAAUGUGUUUCUAAUGCAUCUGGAACUCCAUGUUCUUGUAAUAUUGGAUACAUGCUAUCUGCUGAUGGUUUUUCAUGCAUACCCUGCUUUACUGGAUGUGCUUCGUGCACUGGAACUUCUUAUUAUCAAUGCAAUUCUUGUUUUUCUAGCUAUUAUUUAUUAAAAAAUUUAUGUCUUACAUAUUGUCCUUCUGGAUAUACAGCUGAUUCAGCAGGGCAUUCUUGCACUUUAUCUAAUUCAAACCCUUUAAGUAUCGCUCUCCAGAAUUUGAUUCAAUUGGACACAGUAAGUGGAGUUUCAGUAGGAUCAUCAAAUACAAAUACUUAUCCAGGCUGAGAAACAACAGAUCCGAUCCCUUCAAUUUAUAGAGGCUACUACUUUUCAGGAAGUAAUUUUAUGAGCCUUUCAUCAUUCACACUCAGCCCAUAUUUUUCAUUUUUGAUUUGGAUAAAACCUUUAAAUGAUGGAUAUUUAUUUAUGAAAUUUGAUGGUACUACAAAAUAUUCUUUUAUUGUUUUUUCAUCUGGAAUUCCUUCUCUGAAUAUCCAGCUUGCAGAUUCAAGUUCUUUUAGCGUAAGUGGCUCUUCAAGUAUUUUAUCUGGAUGGCAUUAUAUAGCCUUUACUGGAGGUCUUUCAUCUGGAAAUACUGUUAUUUCUCUAUCAAUUGAUGGAAUGUCUGCUACGUCAGCUACUUCUGCCUCAUUUUCAUAUUAUAAGGACCUUGGCUCACUUUAUAUUGCGAAAGAUACAACAGCAUCAGCAGGCUUUACUGGCUUUUUAUGAAGUUUAAAAAUUUAUAAUGAUAAUACUUAUGCAGCACAAGAAUGAAAAACAUCAGGAUGCUCUGGAUGUACUACUUGUCCUUCUGAGCUGAUCUGUCCAGAUAGCUGUCCUUUUGGGCAAUUUUAUUCAACCUCUUGCAUUUCUUGUACUGGCUCAUGCCCUUAUGGGUGCAGAUCAACUUUCACUUGUAGACUUUGCAAAGAUAAAGAAUGUCUUGCGUGCACGACUUUUGAUGGUCCUUGCACAUCCUGUAUAACAAAUGCUAGUAUAUCAGGAGCCACAUGUGUUUGCAAUAAUAAUGCGUUUUGGGAACAAAGUUCAGAUGGUUGCCAAAUUUGUGAUGAUUUAUGCAGUCAGUGUCAAACAAAUAAAUACUUUUUAUGCUCAUCUUGUGUAGCAACUUUUACUCUUGUUUCAGAUAUUUGUCUAACUCUCCCACUCCUCAGAGAACGAACAAACUAUUAGAAAAAUCCCUAAUUUUUGCCCAAAAAUUCACCCUCAGAGAAACAAAAAUUUUUUAUGAAAAAAAAUUUGAUAUGUCAGUGAUAAUUAUUACAUGAAAUCUUUAACUAAUUCUAUUUAUUUUAAACAGCUUGCAUUUUUAAAACAUAAAUUUCACAAAUUAAAUUAAUUUUUACUUUUAAUAAUUUCGUAUAAUAUAUAUAUAAGAUUUAAAACAAAAUUAACCCCUCUUAGGCGAACAAAAUUAUUUUUGUUCUCCACGGAUAAGGAAAGUAAGAGGUUGCCCUUACGGAUUUACAAGUCCAUGCACAGCAGUUACUUCACCUGUAAUAGAUGUAUCAUUUAGUGGAGAUUUUCAGGGAACUUAUUCAAUUUUUACUACUGGAACAAGUUCAAGUUCCUACCAAUUCUUUAAUUCACCUGAAACAGUGGAUCCCAUCCCUGCAAAGCAAAGAGGUCUCUAUUUCGGUUAUUUCACACAACGCUUGUGGAGAUUUUUUUGGAAGUAAAUUUUUAAAUUUUUUGGGAAAAUUUUAUAUUGACUAUAAUAGAUGACUCCUUAUUUAUUUCUGAAAACCACCAUUAAAUAAAUUUAAAAAUUUUUAAAAGUUAAAAAAAAAAAUGUUUAAUUUAUGAUUUUUUAGAUUUUCUUAAAAGUUUAUAUAAAUUUAUCCUUUAAAUAAUUGUCUUUAAAAAUCUAAAAGGGUGCUCACUAUAUUUAUUGGCUAUAAAUUUAAUUUUUUAGAGUAUAAUUUUCGGAAAUUAUUUUAGUAUAUUUUUGAUUAUUUAGCCAGAAAAAAAGGCCAAAAGUCUUCUAAGAAGCUCGGUGGCAUAUAAGUUACACCCUAUUUCAAUGGAAAUCAAUAUUUACUGUCAAAUACAAAUAUAUAUCUUUCGCACAGUUUUGCAAUGGGUCUCUGAAUUUAUGUAACAGCUGUAGGAGACAUUUUAUCAAAUUCUAGGAUUACUGUCGAUUCAACUGGCUCUAUAAAAAUAUCAUUAGAAAGUCCAUUAGAAGCAACUUCAUCUCAAACUCUAUCAAGUUCUUCAUUUUCAAUAUGAAUUUUCUUAUCAUUUACUUCUUCAUUUAACAGUCCUACGAUUGCAACUACUUUGUCAAUAUAUAAUAAUAACAACCAAGUCGCAUCAUCAACUUAUAACACUCUUAUUUAUAGAGAUCAAACUAAUGAAAAAAUUAAAAUCGGUGGCAGUUCAACGUCUUAUUUUACAGGAUUUAUAUAUAAUUACAAGCUCUGAAACGUUGCGGUUUUUGAUUUUUCGACACAACUAAAUGAAAUUUGCGGCUCUGGAUUACUAGCCUCCUGUCUAUGGGAGUGCGAUAUUAUCGAUUAUUCCGUCUCAUCAGCAUGCAUAAAUUGCGAUGCAGGCUGCAGUUUAGGCUGCACGAGAAAUGGAUCAUGCAAUAUUUGUGAUGACCCCCUUUGUAGUGUUUGUACUGGAUUUGCAUCAAAUAAAUGCACCACUUGUGCUACUAAUGCAUCUGGAACUCCAUGUGCUUGUAAUAUUGGAUAUAUGGUAUCUUCCGAUGGGUUUUCAUGUAUUCCUUGCUAUUCUGGAUGUGCUUCAUGCACUGGGACUCUAUAUUAUCAAUGUAGCUCUUGCCUUUCAAGCUAUUAUUUAUUAAAAACCAUGUGCCUUACUUAUUGUCCUUCAGGGUAUACAGCUGACUCGUCAGGCCAUACUUGCACUUUAUCUACAUCAAACCCUUUAAGUAUUGCUCUCCAAAAUUUGAUUCAGUUGGACACAGUAAACGGGGUAUCAGUAGGAUCUUCAAGCAUAAAUACUUAUCCUACUUGGGAAACGGCUGACCCAAUUCCUUCGAUUUAUAGAGGAUAUUAUUUCUCAGGUAGUAAUUAUAUGAGUCUUGCAUCAUUUAUAUUAAAUCACCCUGUUUAAAAUGGAAAAAUUAAUCCUCUUUAAGUUGGAACAAAAUUUUAUUUAAUUUUAUAUAUGAAAAUAUUAUUUUAUUAUUAAAAUAGUUUUAAUCGAAUUUAAUGGAGAUUGAUGAAACUAGAGCCUAAUUAAUUAGUUUGCGCUAAAUCGAUUAAAAUUUUAUAUUAAUCUUUCAUAUAAAUAAAUUUAAAUUUUAAAACCAUCCGUUCAAUUUCUAAACUUUAUUUUAAAAAAGAAUUAUCUUGAAUUGGAAAAAAUUAAAGAGGGGGGAUAAGUCCGUAUUUUUCACUGCUAGUUUGGGUCAAACCUCUAACUUCCUCAAAUAAGCAAUUGAAAACCAAAAUACUUUUUAAAAGUUUUAGAAGAUGCAUUUAAUAGUUAACAUUGUUUUAAUAUUUUGAUGCUUACCCCUCUUUGAAUUGGAUCAAAAAAUCCUGUCCAAGCUUAAAGGAUUAAUUUUCUUAUAAAAAAGAAUUAUAUUAAAUCUUCUCUAUAAAAUGAAUAGAUAUAAAUUGAUAAAAGAGUUUAAGAUUUAAAUUUAUUUUAUAAAGAAGUAAUCCAAAAAUUAAACGAUUUAGAGUGGAACUACUUAAAUAAUAUUCUAUUUGCACUUUUUUCUAAUGAAUUAGGUCAAAACUAAUUAUUUUCACUAUAAAAUUUUCUAUUUAAAUGAAAAAUUAUUCUAAUUUAAAGGGAAUUAAAUAACCAAAAAUAAAAUUUAACCUAUAUUUUGUAAGGAGGAAGCUAAUAUAAUUUUUUAUUUGCCUUAACUGAAAAAAUUUUACAAAAAAAUAAAUUAAUGAAUUUAAUUAAAUAUUUUAUAAAAAAGUUAAACAGUAAUUAAAAAUUAAGGAGUAAAUGAUGGAUAUUUAUUUAUGAAAUUCGAUGGAACUACAAAAUACUGCUAUAUUACUUUUUCAUCUGGAAUCCCUUCCAUAAAUUUUCGGCUUAUAGAUUCAAGUUCUCUUACUCCUUCCCUUAUAUUUUUAAAUUAAAUUGCUCCAUUAUAAUUUUAUACAGAUUUUGUUCAUUACAAUUUCUGGCAAUUGAAAAGGAGUCAUUAAUAUUUUUUAAAAAUAUGUUUAAAUUUAGAUUUAGCAGAAACCUUGAUUAAAUUAACAAUUAAAAUAUUCAAUAAAAUAUUAUAUUUUGUAUAAAAUUUCUUGGUAAGUGAGGGAAAGAGCUAGCAUUAGUGGCUCUUCAAGUAUUUUAUCUGGAUGGCAUUAUAUAGCCUUUACUGGGGAUCUUUCAUCUGGAAAUACUGUUAUUUCUCUAUCAAUUGAUGGAAUGUCUGCUACGUCAGCUACUUCUGCCUCAUUUUCAUAUUAUAAGGACCUUGGCUCACUUUAUAUUGCGAAAGAUACAACAGCAUCAGCAGGCUUUACUGGCUUUUUAUGAAGUUUAAAAAUUUAUAAUGAUAAUACUUAUGCAGCACAAGAAUGAAAAACAUCAGGAUGCUCUGGAUGUACUACUUGUCCUUCUGAGCUGAUCUGCCCAGAUAGCUGUCCUUUUGGGCAAUUUUAUUCAACCUCUUGCAUUUCUUGUACUGGCUCAUGUCCUUAUGGGUGCAGAUCAACUUUCACUUAUAGACUUUGCAAAGAUAAAGAAUGUCUUGCGUGCACAACUUUUGAUGGUCCUUGCACAUCCUGUAUAACAAAUGCCAGUAUAUCAGGAACCACAUGUGUUUGCAAUAAUAAUGCGUUUUGGGAACAAAGCUCAGACGGCUGCCAAAUUUGUGAUAAUUUAUGCAGUCAGUGUCAAACAAAUAAAUACUUUGUCUGCUCAUCUUGUGUGGCAACUUAUACUCUUGUUUCAAAUGUUUGUCUAAGAGAUUGCCCUUACGGAUUUACAAGUCCAUGUGUGACAGUUACUUCAUCUGUAUUAGAUGUAUCAUUUAAUGGAGAUUUUCAAGGAACUUAUUCAAUUUUUACUACUGGAACAAGUUCAAGUUCCUACCAAUUCUUUAAUUCACCUGAAACAGUGGAUCCCAUUCCUGCAAAGCAAAGAGGUCUCUAUUUCAAUGGAAGUCAAUAUUUACUGUCAAAUACAAAUAUAUAUCUUUCGCACAGUUUUGCAAUGGGUCUCUGAAUUUAUGUAACAGCUGUAGGAGACAUUUUAUCAAAUUCUAGGAUUACUAUCGAUUCAACUGGCUCUAUAAAAAUACCAUUAGAAAGUCCAUUAGAAGCAACUUCAUCUCUAACUCUAUCAAGUCCUUCAUUUGCAAUGUGAAUUUUUUUGUCAUUUACUUCUUCAUUUAACAGUCCUACGAUUGCAACUACUUUGACAAUAUAUAAUAAUAACAACCAAGCCGCAUCAUCAACUUAUAAUACUCUUAUCUAUAGAGAUCAAACUAAUGAAAAAAUUAAAAUCGGUGGCAGUUCAACGUCUUAUUUUACAGGAUUUAUAUAUAAUUACAAGCUCUGAAACGUUGCGGUUUUUGAUUUUUCGACACAACUAAAUGAAAUUUGCGGCUCUGGAUUACUAGCCUCCUGUCUAUGGGAGUGCGAUAUUAUCGAUUAUUCAGUCUCAUCAGCAUGCAUGAAUUGCGAUGCAGGCUGCAGUUUAGGAUGCACAAGAACUGGGUCAUGCAAUAUUUGUGACGAUCCUCUUUGUAGUGUUUGCACUGGGUUUGAUACAAAUAAAUGCAGCUCAUGUGUUUCUCAUGCUCAUAAUACACCAUGCAGCUGCGAUUCAGAUUACUAUUUAUUUCCUGACGGCUUUUCUUGCUUACCCUGCUUUACUGGGUGCUCUACCUGCUCGUCAUCACAUUAUUACCAAUGCUCAGCAUGCGAUUCUUCAUUUUAUUUAUUAAAUGUCCUAUGCGAUGCACAAUGCCCGAGCGGCUAUAGCCAAAACUCAGUCACGAAUAAAUGUGAUUUGACUAAUAAUUUGGUUAUUGAUUUGGAGCUCAAUGAUUAUAUAGUUCUUGAUAUUUUAUCAGGAUUUACCGUUGGGAGCAGUAAUGCAAACUCUUAUCCAAUUUUUGAUGCAAAUGACCCUAUUCCAGCUAUUAAUCGUGGAUAUUAUUUUACUGAUCAAAGCUACAUGAGUGGGUUUAUUGUUUUUAGUCCUUAUUUCUCAGUCAUGCUAUGAGUCAAAGUUUUAGAUCAAGGGGUUUUAAUUGAAAAAUACAAUGGUAGCGUUAUAUAUUUUUCUAUAAAAAUUGAUAGCAGUGGAUAUCAGAGUCUUAAUUUGUUACUUAAAGAUGGAUCAUCGCUAAAUUCAAUCUGUUCUCAAAAUAUAUUCAUGGAUUGGCAUUACUUGUCGUUUUCUGGGACAAUAAAUGGAGAUGGAACAUAUAGCUCCAAUCUUUAUGUCGAUACCAAUUUACUAAUAACAAGUACUUCUACAUCUGAAACAUACUUACGAGAUAAUGCUUCUGGAAUUUUUCUGAUUGGCUCUGAUCAAACAUCUAAAACUGGCUUCAAAGGAUUUCUAUGAAAUUUAAAAAUUUAUAAUGAUGAGAGUCAUGCAAACUCUGCAUGAGUAUCUACAGCUUGUACUAUCAAUCCUUGUACAAGCUGCACAAGUGGAGAUUUCUGUCCUAGCUCUUGCUCAUUGGAUAAUUACCCAAGCAGCUCUGCUUGUGCUUCAUGCAGGAGUUCUUCGUGUUCUUAUGGAUGCAGAAGCGAUCUGACAUGUCGACUUUGUAGAGAAAAAGAAUGCUAUUCUUGUAUAUCAUUCUCAAAUAAGUGCUUAACCUGCAUCACAAAUGCUGGAUUUGUAGGAAACUCAUGCCAAUGCAAUCUAAAUGCUUAUUGAAAUGGGAAUACAGAGACUUGUGACCUUUGCCACACGAUCUGUACAUCUUGCUCUGGGCCUUCUUUUACAGAAUGCAUUCAAUGUGGAUCUUCCUUGUUUAUGCUCUCAAACGUUUGUUUAGAGUUUUGUCCUUCAGGAUAUACUAUAAGUGGUAAUCAAUGUAUAUUAUCUAAUGAACUGGCUUUCAGCUUGAGGCUAAGCCAGAUAAAAGAUAUUGUUUAUGACUCAGUAGGAAAUGUAGCUUUUCAAACAGGAAAUGAUAAUAGUUUUUACCCUUUCUAUACUACUGAAGAUCCGUAUGCAGCAAUACAGAGAGGGUAUUAUUUUAGAGGGACAUCAUUUAUGAAAUCAAUUGAUAAUCCUCCAUCCUUUACUUUUGGAGCGGAAUUUACAAUAUCAGCAUGAAUAAAUCCAACUUUAGAUUCUGGGUACUUAAUUUCUAAAUCUCUCAAUUAUAAAUUAAAUAUAUUUUUUUCUGUUUGAUAAUGAUGUAUAUUUUUAACAUCUAAAAGAUGUAGAAAAGUAUUUAGAGUCAUUGAUAAAUACUCAAAUAAAAAUUAUUGAAAAUCCCUUACCAGGAGUAGAAAUUGGUAUAGAAAUUUCCCAUAAUGGCGCUGUUUGCCCUUGAUUUGCCCAUGACGAAUUUUUUUGGUUUGACCAAACCAUAUGGUACUGGUCGAACCAAAAAAAAUUUCCCCAGUGGGCAAAUCAAGGGCAAACAGCGCCAUCUAUGGGAAAUUUCUAUAAUUUUUUAUUAGGAUAGAGUAGUAAGCAAGAAAACUCACUUUCAAGUUUUCUGACUUUUUCAUUGAGCUCAGGAAAGCUUAAUUUUUUAAUGAAAUUAAAAGAUGGGACAACAGUUUCAUAUACAACUUCAGCUUUAUCAGUCACUUUAGGAUCUUGAAAUUUUAUUGCUGUCAAAAGUUUAAUUAGCCAAACCCCCCAACAGAUAAUUUCAUUUUACAUAGAUUCUUCUAAUGAAAUAUCAUCUGAUCUUAGAUCCUCAUGGUAUCAAGAUAUUUCUUCAUCAUUUUUUAUAUCAUUUGGAACUAGCUCUGAUUUAAAUUCGAAUUUUUAUACAGGUUUCUUAUGAAAUAUCAAUGUUUAUAACAUUGAUGAGCCUACAAUAAAUAUCAUAAUUUCUGGGACUUGCUCAGGCUGCUCAUUAUGUCCUAUAGAAUUAUCAAAUUCCUGCAUUCCAAAUUGUGACUUACCCUAUUAUCCUAAUACUUUAGCUUGCUCUUCAUGCCAAACUCAAUGUAUAUGAGGAUGCGUAAGAGAUGAUAAAAAUUGCAAUUUAUGUCAGGACGUAAUUUGCUUGGUAUGUGAUGAUUAUACAUCAACCUGCAUAGCCUGCAGAGAUCAUGCUUAUUUAUCUUCUACAGUAUGUGCAUGUUAUGAUGGAUAUUACUGGGAUUUGACAAAUGAAGAAUGCGCCUUAUGUGAUUAUACCUGCAAAAAUUGUACAGCUUCAACCUCUGGAGACUGCAUUGUUUGUGCAUCUGGAUUUUAUAAGUAUUUAGGAUGGUGCAUUUCUAAAUGUCCUGAUGGUUUUAUGGAAAGUGGAUCAGUGUGUGUAGAAAAGAAUACUUUUAUUUUUUAUUUAGAUUUUGAUACUUUAGAAGGAGUGGUUAUUGAUAAACAGAGCAAAAUUCCAGCGCUGACUGGAAACAGCACAGCCUUUUACCCAGAUUAUGAUGAGUUUGAUCCAAUAGCUGCUUCAUAUAGAGGGUUUUAUUUUAAUGGAGUAAACUCAGUUAUGCAUUUACCUAUUUAUCCAGGUUAUAAAAGCCCUGUUCUUUGUUUUGGAUAUUCUUUUACUUUUUCUAUAUGGAUAAAUGCAGAGAAUGGCUAUGGAAUGAUUGUAUCAAAGCAAGAUUUACUUUAUAACUCGAUUUUCUCUAUCCAAUUGGUAGCUGGAGUUGUAAUGGUAUCAUUAUCAUAAUAAAAUGUCUUCGAAUGAAGAGCUGAAACAAAGUUGGGUAGAUUGAGGCAAUGAGUCAAGCCAUUAUUGUUUACCAUACUACUGAAAAGCUUCAUCAGGAUUAGAAAAAGCGAGAAUUACUGUAAGGCUCGAAGUGUGUGCAAAAGUUAAGAACAAAAGGAGAAAAAGAAGUGGGUAGCGCUGUGUGCUCUAGAGACAUGAAUAGAGGCUAAGUUAAAUUAUAUAUAGGUAUCUCCUUUCAUAGCCCGGUAAGGGCAGGAAACAAGAGGGAAACUCUCCAAUAUCCAGCCCUUGUUGGGCUAUUGAAAGGAGAUUAGUUUGCAUUAAUGGCUUCAUUAAAUUUUAAAGCUAGUGGAUUAAAUUCUUUUUUUUACUUACUUCCAUUCUUGUUUAGCGAGCAAAUAAUCUUACUCACAAAUCAAAUCAAGUGAGCCAAAAAUUUUUUCUAAAACUAUAAAUUUUUUUGUUAUCAAAUUAUUAGCAUUUGAAAUGAAAAUCUAAGUGAAUUUAUGCUUUAGAGCGCAAGCUACCUAAAAUUUAAUAGGAUUAGCAGGAGAUUUCAUAAUAAUUCUCAUUAUUAUAUAUUAUAUGUAAAAAAAAAAUAUAUUAGCAGUUUUUUGCUGACUAACUAGAGGUCGGAGCUACAGAAUCUCGAAUCUUAUCAUUGAAAUCAUAUUGCAUUUACAGCUGUCUAUACAGCUUUAAAGCAGACAAAAAUGUCAUUCUAUUUAAACGGAAUUAUUGAUAAUCAAUUCGAUCUUGGAUCUGAUUAUUUUAAAGAUACUAACGUUGAUAUAACUUUUACAUUGGGUGCAGCUAAAGAAGCAUUAGGCUAUUCAAAUUAUUUUAAAGGAUUUAUAUAUGAUAUCAAGGGCUAUAACUCAGUCAAAAUUAUUUCAUCCCUUGCAUUACCUACACCUCAAUGCGCAGAAAACUGCAAAGCAUGCUUGACCACUGGAGUCUGUAUCCCUAACUGCUUCAUUAGCCAAUAUUGAAUUGGCCCACAAUAUAAUAAAUGCGCCUACUGUAAUAGUGCCUGCUUAAGCUGCAAAGAUUCCAGCAAAUUCUGCAAUCUUUGCGAUAACCCAAAAUGCACCUUAUGCACUGAUUAUACUGCAGAUUCCUGCCUUGAGUGUGCUUCUGGCACCUCUAACAUUACAAAUUGCCAAUGUGACUAUGGUCUUGCUUGGAACUCAACCUCAGGAAUAUGUGAGGCUUGCCAUCAAUGGCAAUUCAAAGCAAACGACUCCUGCUAUGACUGUCCUCCUCUUUGUGCUCAAUGUGAUAACGAGAACAAAUGCACAUGAUGUAUUAAUAAUGCUGAGUUAACCUCUGGAAAAUGCAAUUGCUCUCCUGGAUAUAUAGGAAAUACAACUUGUAUAUAUGUUCCAUUCAAUGCUACACUUACAGUCAAUUUAAAUAAUACUCUCAUUUUAAGCUUCAGCGAUUUUCUUAUAGCAAAUCUGGCAAGUGAUCAAAUUUAUAUAGAAAUUUUCAACCAGACAGUGGAGUCAUUUUCAGUUAGAUAUAUUUCAAACAAAAGCUACCUUAUAGUGUGUGAUUUUGGAGGAGGCAUUAAAAGAGGCACAGUAGUUACAGUAUAUUUUAUAAAUCCAAGACAAAUUGAGUCAGUUUCUGGGGGUCUAAUUUAUAAAAAUUAUUUAUCAGGAAUUCUAUAUAAUUCGCUCAAAACCUCUGAAGAACGAGAAAUAGAACAAAUCCAAAACCAAGUUUCUGCAGGGGUAAAAGUCUUGGUUGGGAUGGGAGCCCUUAUAGCAAUGCUUAAUCCAAGUAUUUCUGGAUUUUGAACAAUGCUGAAUACUAUUCAACUUUUAGCGUAUAUACCUUAUGCAAGCUAUCCUUUGACAGAUAAAGCUAUUGCAUUUUUUAAAGCAAUGAAUGGGUUUAAUUUUGUCCCUAAUGUUUUUUCAUUGUUUUUGGAUGAAGCGCAAGGAAAUACUCCAUACUAUCAGGCAGAGAGAUAUGGAUAUGAUAGUGAUUUAAUUCUGAUAAAUAUAGGAAAUGAUGUGACAAUAUUGUGCGCUAUUAUAUUGAUGAUGCCUUUAACGUUUUACUUGUCUAAAUGCUCAGCCCCUUCAUUUAAUAACGAGCAUUCUUUUAUUUGUUGCUAAUUGGGUGUAGAUUAUAAAUUCUAUAAAUUUUAUUUAAAGAUUAAGUAGAUAAAAAGCCAAAAAAUAAUUUCAAAUAUUUUAAUUAAAAUUUUAAGCAUUAGUUGAAAUAAAACUAUGUAGUGUCUUCACACUUAUUGCCUGCUCUGACGCAUCCUACUACUCCCACAACUUGAAGAGUUGAUGAGUCACCUUAGGCAAAAAGCCAAUUCUAAAAGUUGACAAAAGCAUACCCUUUUGACAGGAUGGGUCAGCUUGGUGUUAACUAGUCGCCUUAAGGUUAUCUCAGCUCUUCAAGCUGCAGGAAGGAGGCUGCGUUAUGGCACGCAAUAAGUGUGUAGUUGCUAUAAAAGUUUUGUUUAAAAUUUUUCGAUUUUUUUAAAAUAUUUUUUAUCAAGUUAUUAUUAGGAUUUUAAAUUAACUCAAAUUGACUUAAACAAAAUUAUUGAUUUAUUUAGAACAAUUAUAGUUGUAAUAAAAAUAUAUUUUAUAGAUAAAAGAUAAUCAAUAAUUUAUUUAUUUUAAAUGGUGUUUAAGGGAAAUAUUUAGUGGGAGAAAUGAAGGCUUUGCUCUUUAUUAAAUUGAGGUACGAGUCAGAGAGACAUGUAGGACGAAAACUGAAAAAAAUUUACUAUGAGUACAAAUUCGGGGUAUUUUUAAGAUUUUGAAUAAUGAUAUAUUUAGAGGCUGGCUUUGCUGCUAUUGUUGGUAUUAUCAGCUCAAGCAGCUCUGAGAUUCAUCCAGGUGUUGUAGGGUUCACCAAUCUCCUUAUUUGUUGGGUUUUUAUUGUAAUAUUUAUUUAGAUACUCAUUCUCAUAACUCCUCUGCUGCUCUCAUAUUCUGGAUAUAAAAAUUUAAACAAUAUUGUAUAUAAAAGAAAUAGAAAAUGAUUAAUACCAUGGAACUCUCUUUAUUAUGAAUUUAAGAACGACUUAACCCCUAUUUAUUAAAGAAAAUCUGUAGAUUUUAUAUUAUCUUUUUUUACUUGAUUUGUUUUGUUGAAAAAAAAUAUUUUAUAAUAAUUUUUAAAAUAUAAUAAGCCAUAAUUUGCUAAAAUUAAUUUAUUUAUAUAUAAAUAUAUUAUGUUAAUUGCAAAAGCUGUCAAAGAGAUAUUUUAUAAAUAAACUUUCUUUUCUCAGUUAAAUCAGAGUUAGGAUUUAUGAGCACACAAUAUUAUACUCUAUUUUUCAUAAGAAGAUUGCUUUUCAUUGCAACUCAAGUCUUUUUAAAUGACUUCCCCGAGAGUCAGCUCACCAUUAAUACAGUGCUAGCAUUAUGUGUAAUUUUUAUAUAGAUAGCACUAUAUAUUUUUGUUUAUAAACCUUUUGAAGAUCCAGUAAUUCAAAUCACUAAUUUAAUUACGGAAUGUGGGAUUUCUAUAACUUUUAUAAUGCUCAGUCCAUAUUUUUUUGACCUCAAAUCUACUUCACAGGAUAUUAUGGAUAACUGUAUAAUGAUUUUCGUUGCUUUCGUUAUGGCAGCACAGACAGCUGGCCCCUUAAUAAAUUCCCUAAAAGAACUAUAUUAUAUUGCUAAAAGAAGUAUGUCGAAAGACACACGUUCACGCCCUAUAAAAUUGUCAAAAAACGGAAAAAGAAUAGAUUUAAAUAACUUAAAUGAUUUUUUUGAAAGUGAAACUCCUGCAAAUGUGCCUGAUUUUAGUGAUACAGAGAAUCAAAAUUUCGAACAAGAUCCAUCAAACUCAAUAAAUGAAUAA